UGGGACGCACAACGGGAGUGCUAUGACUUUGAAAAGGACGGGAUCAUCUCUACACGACUACGCAGCGGCGAACUAUACACAGCCCACGACGCACCAGCCGUCACUCAGCGAUUACUGCAGACCAAUACACGCCACAAGGACGAGCUCACCGUGCGAGAACUCCGGCAGAAG
Messenger RNA from Sphaeroforma arctica JP610, 171 nucleotides. RefSeq lists its product as hypothetical. The transcript has a single exon. NCBI's taxonomy places the organism in Eukaryota, Ichthyosporea, Ichthyophonida. The record is from RefSeq and is a predicted model, not a curated record. The annotation marks the transcript as partial.